AAUCGAAAGCAUGCUGGUUUGUCGGUUAUGGAGAUGGUAAAAAAAGAUGGACUCUAUGUAACCCGACAACACGGAAGUAUACCACAAGUCCUAGUGUCCGUUUCGACGAAACGCUCCUCAUCACUGAUGUUCCAGAGUCAAAAAACAAACCAAACCAACAUGUUUCCACAAAACUUUGAACCGUUUCACAUUGUAUCUCGAUACUCGGACUGGAUGACGAGAUCGAAAAUCCCCUACCAAACCAAGUCAAUGCUCCUGCCAUGGCACCAAUCACGAUCAACCGUGAAAUCGGUGUCAUUGAGCCGAACAAAGACCAGGACGGCAGCGAAGAAGACGACACUGAUGACCAAAUAUCGUUCGUAACGGUCGAAGAAUUAUCUGAAAAUGGAUUGAUUGAUGACUGGGUACUGAGUCAUAGCCCGUCUGGUGUUUUUCAAGAAGCUGACCACGACGUGAAUUCUGAAGCUGGACCAAUAGAAGUCGAUGAUCAAUUGCCAGUGUCACCUGAACAUAUUCCUGCACCACCUGCCGUGAAUCCUGUCGAGCUAAUCCAAAGUCUACCUGGGGAGGAGCCACUGAUACUUGGCAGAUGGAGCGUUGGUCGAUCAAGCAGAGCACCUCAAUAUACUGCGAGGUACAAUGAGUACAAAAGAGGUCUGGCAGAUAAAGCGGAUAUGGUGCUUCUCGAUGAGUUUCGUACAAACGAAUUAGCUCUCGUUGCCGAGCCAUUUGAUCCUCAGAGUUAUGAUAAAGCAGUAGCGUCGGAUUGUCCUGAAAAGUGGAUGGCGGCAUUCAAAGAGGAAUUUGACUCUCUGGAGAAAAACAACACCUGGAAGCUAGUCGAAAAACUGCCUCCCGGAUACACUGCUAUCAACUGCAAAUGGAUUGGGAAAAUUAAACCAGGUUACGAAGGUGUGCCGGAGAGAUACAAUUGACGUCUUGUAGCUAUUGGUUGCCGUCAAAAAUUUGGCCGUGACUACGACAAAGUGUUCUCUCCUGUCGCUCAUCAAGAAGCUGUCAAAGCAAUACUCGCUGAGGUUGCGUCCCGCGGUUUGUAUGCCAAACAAAUCGACAUCAAAACGGCGUUCUUAUAUUCAGAACUGGACAAGAAAAUCUUCAUGAAACAUCUUCAGGGCUUCCUUAAAAAAGGGAAUGAAUCAUGGGUAUGCGAGCUGCAAAAAUCAAUUGACGGUCUUAAACAAGCGCCCCGCCUUUGGUAUCAACUGCUGGACCGAGUUCUUGGAACCUUCUCACACAAAGGCAAGCACUUGGUGAAAUCUAAUGCAGAUAAGUGUGUCAACGUGCUCAGAGAUCAAAUUUUCAUUUUAAUUGUAAUUGCCCAUGUCGAUGAUCUGUUUAUGGCAGCAACUACAACGGAAGCCCUGGAUGCACUUGUCAAGCUUGUGCUGUUUGAGCAAUUUUAAGGACGAUCUGUUCCCCCCACUCGUUUUCUAGGCACGGAUAUUACGAGAGACCUAAUCAACAAGAAAAUCCACCUAAGCCAGCAGCACAUGAUAGUGAAAUUGAUCGACCGAUUUUGUAUGGGAAAUUUGUCUCCUAAGUUCAUCCCUGCUGACCCAUCCAAAAGGCUGAAACGGUGCAUGCUUGCAUCAGACUCGUUCAAUUUCCCGUAUGGAGAGGCGGUAGGAGCCCUUCUCUAUCUUGCAAUCUACACCAGACCAGACAUAUCUCUUAUGCUGUUGGACAAGUAGUGAAACACUGUCAAA
Daphnia pulex (common water flea) is the source of this 1727-nucleotide messenger RNA. RefSeq lists its product as uncharacterized. NCBI's taxonomy places the organism in Eukaryota, Metazoa, Arthropoda, Branchiopoda, Diplostraca, Daphniidae. The transcript has 2 exons. The record is from RefSeq and is a predicted model, not a curated record. The coding region runs from base 261 to 935 and encodes 224 amino acids.